UUCACCGGGUCACAGGAGGAGACACGUCCUGUCGGCAAAGCGAACAGGCCAGGAUCUGCUGGGAAUCAAGGAGAGGAACCCAGAACUGAGAGACCCCGGGCACAUUCCCGGAUAUAACAUACACUCACUGCCCCUGCUUUGUGUCAGAGCCACAGGAGAUCCUGUCGUGAGGUGCGUGCUUAAGGUUUCUGAAUCAUUGCCACCACGCUCUUGGCGUCCCCAAGGAACCUGGGAACUUCUUCAUGGUCAGAGGAAACAGCACAGCAAGUUAGGGACUGCCCUGUGCAGUGUUUCCUCAGGCUCCUCUCCCGCCAGUACUCAAAUCUCUGGUAGGGCAAGGCUAGUGCCUUUUGGCAAGGGCACCAAGUUUUCCCCAGAACCCUCAGGGCCUCUUCUCUGCACCACUGCCAUGGCCUCCAGUCAGAGGAGCCAGUCCAGUGAGUGCUGCAGCAGUGAAGCAGGGGAGGAUCUACGCACCUCCCAGGACGUGCUAGUCCUGCAGUUCUUGUGCCAUGUGUUCCUAGAUGACGAGAUAGCUGGACUGUUGCCAGUGCUGCUCCUGAAGUAUCAAAAGCAGGAGCCAAUCACCAAGGCAGAAAUACUGCAUGGGUUGGGCCAUGACAACCAUGAGCAAUACCCUGUAAUACUCAAGACACUCUGUGAAAGCAUGUGUCUGGGCUUUGGCAUUGAUAUGAGGGGGGUGGAUCCCCAUGGCCACACAUACGUCCUUAUGCCUCUCUUGGGCCUCACGUACAAGGGGCUACUCAGUGAUGACUGCCGGUGCAUUUCCCGACUGCACAUACUGAUUGACAUCCUGACUAUCAUCUUCUUAAAGGGGAACUGUGCCAGCGAGGAGGACAUAAAGGAAUUCCUAAGAGCAAGGGAAGUGUUACCCCAGAAGGAUCACUUUGUUAUUGAGGAGCCCUGGAAAUUUGUCACUGAGGAUUUGGUGCAGGAAGGGUAUCUAGAGUAUCGGCAGGUGCCCAAUAGCGACCCUGCUUGCUAUGAGUUUCUGUGGGGUCCAAGGGCCCAUGCUGAAACCAGCAAGAUGAAAGUGCUGGAGCAUUUGGCCAAGGUUAAUAGGAGAGAUCCCAGGUCCUACACACAUCUGUAUGCAGAGGCUUUGAGAGAGGAGGAAGAGGCUGCCCAUGCCUCAGAAACGGGUCAAUGA
Messenger RNA from Chinchilla lanigera (long-tailed chinchilla), 1171 nucleotides. Its product is annotated as melanoma-associated antigen 10-like. The transcript is spliced from 3 exons. Gene Ontology annotation, cellular component: nucleus. The record is from RefSeq and is a predicted model, not a curated record. Gene Ontology annotation, biological process: negative regulation of transcription by RNA polymerase II. The coding region runs from base 410 to 1171 and encodes 253 amino acids. NCBI's taxonomy places the organism in Eukaryota, Metazoa, Chordata, Mammalia, Rodentia, Chinchillidae.